CAGGGGGCUCGGUGGGGGCGAGGCCGAGAGGCCCAAGGCAAGGCCCAGCCCGGGGCACUGGAAGUCGAACUGUUGGAUCGGAGCAUGAAUUCUGUGACUGUCAGUGCUGUAUAGAGUAAAGACCAAGGCCAGAUGAGCAAGUAGACUCGCACCGCGGCCUGGCUGGGGGGUCCAGGGGGCAAGGCCAGGAGGCCUGGUCCGAGGUUCGGCAGGCAGGGCCCGGGCGGCCGAGGCUGGGUUGGCGGACUGGAGCCGCGGGCACCGAACCGACACUGCUGGGCCAGGCUGCAGCGUCUUGAUGUGGAAGUGACAGGCAGGGAUAGCCCCGCUGCCCCGGGGCAGGGGCCGAGGUUGGCAGGGCCCGGCCCGAGGCAAGGAGGCCGGGCCCGGCCCACCUAAGCUGACGGACGGCCCGGGGCCUCCCUUGUCCGCUGGAUACACUGCUGUGCUGGGGCUCCGGAGGACAAGUCGCCGGGCGGAGGCGGGGCUGCGGAUGGAGAGCUAGGGAAGGGUUGUAGGAGCGGCAGAAAGGCUCGCGGCCCGCGGCCUGUCUGACUACCCGGGCCUCGCUUCUCCGGGCCACUGACCGACUGGCUGGGCGGCAAGCAUCGGAGGCCGCUCGGCUGGGCCAGAGCGGCAAGAAAGGGCCGAAAGCGGGUGCAGGGCCCUGGAGCGGUUCGGCAGCGCGGAGGGCUCGCACCGCGGACCAGCAAGCCCUCCCAGGCCCAAUACUUCAAAGCAUCUUACCUCUGCUCAAUAUAUAUUACUUGGAGAGGAUUGAGGAAACUGCCCUCAAGAAAGGCCUCUCCACUCAGGCUAUCUGGCGCCGACUCUGGGAUGAGCUGAUGAAGACAAGACCUUCCAGUUUGGAAAGUGUGACCUGUUGGCGAGCCAAGUUUAUGGAAGCCUUUUUUUCCCAUGUUCUACGUGGUACCAUUGAUGUGUCUUCUGACAGGCGUCUUUGCGACCAGCGCUUCUCACCUCUUCUGCAUAGCUCUCGUCAUGUCCGGCAACUCACCAUCUGCAACAUGCUGCAGGGUGCAACAGAGUUGGUGGCUGAGCCCAACCGCAGGGUUUUGGAGACCCUGGCCAGUUCCCUGCACACCCUCAAGUUCCGCCACCUGCUGUUCUCUGAUGUGGCUGCUCAGCAGUCACUUCGGCAGCUGUUGCAUCAGCUCAUUCACCAUGGCGCUGUCAGCCAAGUGUCGCUGUACUCCUGGCCUGUGCCUGAGUCAGCACUUUUCAUCCUUAUCCUCACCAUGAGUGCUGGCUUUUGGCAACCAGGCCCUGGUGGCCCACCCUGCCGCCUCUGUGGAGAGGCUUCCCGAGGCCGAGCCACAUCCCGAAAUGAAGGGUCUCUGCUGCUGGGCUCACGCCGGCCUCGCCGGGAUGCUGCCGAGCGUUGUGCUGCAGCCCUGAUGGCUACCCGGAGAAAGAGUGAAACCAAGCAGAUGCCCAGAGCUGCACCUGCCACUCGGGUAACACGACGGAGCACACAUGAGAGCCUGAUAGCAAGCGGGACAGACCUUAAGAGAGGGCUGCACCCUCCAGCCACUUCCCAUGAGGCUUCUGGUACCAAGCGGCCACCUUCUACUCUGGCUGCCACCUCUUCUGCCUCUGCCUCCUCUUCCACAGCCUCAUCCAAAAGGGCUCCAGCUAACUCAGCCCCACAACCUAAGCCCUUAAAGCGUUUCAAACGAGCUGCAGGGAAGAAGGGUCCUCGUGCUCGUCAGGGAUCUGGUGCAGAGUCUGAAGACCUGUAUGACUUUGUUUUUAUUGUUGCUGGUGAAAAGGAAGAUGGUGAAGAGAUGGAGAUUGGGGAAGUGGCUUGUGGAGCUUUGGAUGGAUCAGAUCCCAGCUGCCUGGGGCUCCCAGCCCUGGAAGCCUCCCAAAGAUUCCGCAGCAUCUCCACUUUGGAGCUAUUCACAGUUCCCCUCUCCACAGAGGCAGCUUUGACACUGUGCCACCUGCUGAGCUCCUGGGUGUCUCUGGAGAGCCUCACACUCUCCUACAAUGGCCUGGGCUCUAACAUCUUCCGCCUGCUGGACAGCCUGAGGGCCCUGUCAGGCCAGGCUGGAUGCCGCCUCCGUGCCCUGCAUCUCAGUGACCUAUUCUCACCGCUGCCCAUCCUGGAGUUGACACGUGCCAUCGUUCGAGCCCUGCCCCUACUUCGGGUUCUCUCUAUUCGUGUGGAUCAUCCAAGUCAGCGGGACAACCCUGCUGUGCCAGGGAAUGCUGGGGCCCCCAGUCACAUAAUUGGAGAUGAAGAGAUACCAGAAAACUGUCUCGAGCAGUUGGAGAUGGGAUUUCCACGAGGAGCCCAGCCGGCCCCACUGCUCUGCUCUGUUCUGAAGGCCUCAGGUUCUCUACAGCAGCUGUCCCUGGAUAGUGCCACCUUUGCCUCUCCCCAGGAUUUUGGACUUGUGUUGCAGACACUCAAAGAGUACAACUUAGCCCUGAAGAGGCUGAGCUUCCAUGACAUGAAUCUGGCUGACUGUCAGAGCGAGGUGCUCUUUUUGCUACAGAAUCUGACUCUUCAAGAGAUUACCUUCUCCUUCUGCCGUCUGUUUGAGAAGCGCCCAGCCCAAUUUCUGCCUGAGAUGGUUGCUGCUAUGAAGGGCAACUCCACACUGAAGGGCCUUCGGCUGCCUGGGAACCGCCUGGGAAAUGCUGGCCUGUUGGCUCUGGCAGAUGUUUUCUCAGAGGAUUCUUCCUCUUCUCUCUGUCAGCUGGACAUCAGUUCCAACUGCAUCAAGCCAGAUGGGCUUCUGGAGUUUGCCAAGCGGCUGGAGCGCUGGGGCCGUGGAGCCUUUGGUCACCUGCGCCUCUUCCAGAACUGGCUGGACCAGGAUGCAGUCACAGCCAGGGAAGCCAUCCGGCGGCUCCGGGCCACCUGCCACGUGGUUAGCGACUCAUGGGACUCCUCCCAAGCCUUUGCAGAUUACGUCAGCACCAUGUGAUGGGGCCCAUACCUCACAGGCCCAUGUUCAGCUAAUAGUGGCUGAGGCAUGGGCUGCCCAGAAUCCCCACCACCAAUUCUGUCUUUCUCUUUCUGUCACUUUUUUUCUCCUUUUUCAUCUUCCCUUGCACUGAGGUCCUGGAAGCCUUGAUGUAGACCAGCUAAGGCAUUCCCACAGCUGGGUUUAGGGCCUUUGGGCCCCUUACUCAGUACUCUGGGAACCCUGGGCCAGGAGGAUAUAGUGUCAUCACUGUCACUGAGGACAGUUCCCACCCCUUGCCCUAGGGUUCCUGCUUUCCCUCAAGCAGGUACCCAGGCUUUAGAGAAGUGUAGGAGUGCCCACUACCAGGCCUCUUCCCUCCUGGGCUUACCACACUGCUCCCAGGCCUCAGUCCCUUUCAUACCUUUAUUCCUUUCUUUUUUUUAACCAAAAAAAAAGUUUUCUUAUAAAAUAAAUUUUGGGCAAACAUCA
This is a messenger RNA of Heterocephalus glaber (naked mole-rat), 3431 nucleotides long. The record is from RefSeq and is a predicted model, not a curated record. NCBI's taxonomy places the organism in Eukaryota, Metazoa, Chordata, Mammalia, Rodentia, Bathyergidae.